CAAAGGCAUAAGAUGGUUCACACGCUUGCGUCUUCUCGAUAAUCUAGGGUUGGUAUCCAGAUCUGGGAUUGUGUUUUCAUCGGGUGUUUAGGGCUUGAAGCUAUUGCGGGGAUGAAGCAGUUCCACGUCGCAAUAUAUGAGAUUGUGGAUGAUCCUUCACUGGAUUCAACAAUCUCAUGGAGCAAAAACAACAAGAGUUUUGUCAUCUGGAAUCCUAAUGAGCUAUUCACCAAAAAGAUUCUUAAGAGAUUCUUUUGCUGCAAUCUGUCACAGUUUCUCACCGAACUUGACACAUACGGAUUUGUAAGAAUUAAGGGAUCUGAGCACUUGGAAUUCGGACAUAAGCAGUACUUUGUGAGAGGUAAACCUGAGCUUUUGAAGAAGAUGCGUCUCGAAGCUGCGAUGAAUAGGAUGAAGAAAAGUGCCCAGAGAGCCAAAGCUAGAGCCGAAGCAGAGAAGAACGGCUCUGUGACUGUGAGACGUGAACCUCGGAUUAUAAUAAAUGCCGACGAAGCAAGGAUGAGGUACAAGCAAAUAUUUGAAUCAUCAUCAUCAUCAACGAUUGCUAAAACGCCACUAGAGAAUCGCUUCCGACAUCUACGAAUUUGAUCACUUGUUCCAGUAAUAAUUGGGGUUUUCCAGUAAGACAAUGCAUGUUUUGCUUAACCUUUAUAUUUUAAUCUAUUGCUAUUUUGUAUCAAACCUUGUCCCGAAUAUUACUUUGUGUAAUAUUUAAAUGGUAGCUUUCUCACUGGCUGAAACA
Brassica rapa (field mustard) is the source of this 763-nucleotide messenger RNA. RefSeq names its product heat stress transcription factor A-4a. Lineage: Eukaryota; Viridiplantae; Streptophyta; Magnoliopsida; Brassicales; Brassicaceae. Gene Ontology annotation, biological process: regulation of transcription by RNA polymerase II; cellular response to heat. The record is from RefSeq and is a predicted model, not a curated record. Gene Ontology annotation, molecular function: DNA-binding transcription factor activity; RNA polymerase II cis-regulatory region sequence-specific DNA binding. Gene Ontology annotation, cellular component: nucleus.